Messenger RNA from Staurois parvus, 564 nucleotides. Lineage: Eukaryota; Metazoa; Chordata; Amphibia; Anura; Ranidae. The record is from the annotation of a GenBank genome assembly.
AGUCUUGCACAGGCGUGCCGGCUCCUCCCCUUCAGUCUUGCACAGGCGUGCCGGCUCCUCCCCUUCAGUCUUGCACAGGCGUGCCGGCUCCUCCCCUUCAGUCUUGCACAGGCGUGCCGGCUCCUCCCCUUCAGUCUUGCACAGGUGUGCCGGCUCCUCCCCUUCAGUCUUGCACAGGUGUGCCGGCUCCUCCCCUUCAGUCUUGCACAGGUGUGCCGGCUCCUCCCCUUCAGUCUUCCACAGGUGUACCGGCUCCUCCCCUCCAGUCUGGCACAGGUGUACCGGCUCCUCCCCUCCAGUCUGGCACAGGUGUACCGGCUCCUCCCCUCCAGUCUGGCACAGGUGUACCGGCUCCUCCCCUCCAGUCUGGCACAGGUGUACCGGCUCCUCCCCUCCAGUCUGGCACAGGUGUACCGGCUCCUCCCCUCCAGUCUGGACAGGUGUAGCGGCUCCUCCCCUCCAGUCUGGCACAGGUGUAGCGGCUCCUCCCCUCCAGUCUGGCACAGGUGUAGCGGCUCCUCCCCUCCAGUCUGGCACAGGUGUACCGGCUCCUCCCCUCCAGUC